Messenger RNA from Fusarium poae, 663 nucleotides. RefSeq lists its product as uncharacterized. The coding region runs from base 1 to 663 and encodes 220 amino acids. The transcript is spliced from 6 exons. Lineage: Eukaryota; Fungi; Ascomycota; Sordariomycetes; Hypocreales; Nectriaceae. The record is from RefSeq and is a predicted model, not a curated record.
AUGGGCACCCGUCUGAAGGACCGUAUUGCUAUCAUAACCGGCGCGUCCUCUGGACUAGGCAAAGGAAUCGCUCUCACAUUCGCGGCUAGUGGAGCCCGAAUCGUCUGCGCAGACCUCAAAUCAGUCGGUGUCGAACAAGAAAUUACUGCCAAACACGGCGAAAACACGGCUAUCUUUGUCAAAUGCGACGUUACUAAAGAAGGCGAGAUCCAACAUCUGAUCCAAGAGGCAGUCCGAUUCGGCGGUCGAUUAGACAUUAUCUGCAAUUUCGCUGGCGUGGCCAAAGAAACCAACCCCCAGAAAAGGAACUUACGUGCUCACGAAGCUUCGACGGAGGAUUUUGAUCUAACGUUAGCGGUUAACACACGUGGACUUUUCCUUUGUUGCAAGAGGCCUCAGGGGAUUACCGUUCCAGACUAUUACGCCCAAAACAAGAUCCACGUCAAUGCUAUCUGUCCGGGCUUCGUCGCCACCGGAAUGACAGCCCCAGGAGAGUCCGUCGGCUCUGAUGAGUUCUCAGAGCGAAUUAAGUCACUCCAUCCGUGGCGCGAGGUCGGUUAUGCAGAAGACAUGGCUAAUGGAGCACUUUUUCUAUGCAGCGAUGAAUCAGCCUGGAUUACCGGCCAUCCUUUGGUAGUCGAUGGCGGCUACCUUGCAGGCUGA